This is a messenger RNA of Triticum turgidum subsp. durum (durum wheat), 1383 nucleotides long. The record is from the annotation of a GenBank genome assembly. NCBI's taxonomy places the organism in Eukaryota, Viridiplantae, Streptophyta, Magnoliopsida, Poales, Poaceae.
AUGGGACCCGCAGGCCGGCUGUCCGUGGCGGCCGCUCUCCUCUCCUGCCUAUGUUUACAUGGGCUGUUGGGGAAUUCCGGGCAGGCAUUUGCUCAGGGCCCGCCGGUGCUCCACCGGAUCGACCACGCGGAGGAAGAUGACGACAGCGGCGGCCUCAUGCCGGAGCUCUCGCCCACCGGCUCCCCCCAGCCCUUCGUCCCCUUCCUCGCGCCUGCCCCUCUCGCGCCCUUCUACAACAACUCUACGCCCAAGUUGUCAGGCAAAUGCUCACUGAACUUCACUGCCAUCAAUGGCCUGAUGACCACCACGGCCGUCGAUUGCUUCGCCUCAUUCGCUCCGUUCCUCGCCAAUGUCAUCUGCUGUCCCCAGCUCCAGGCCACUCUCACCAUCCUCAUAGGACAGUCCAGCAAGCAGACGGGGUCCCUCGCUUUGGAUCCCACUCUUGCCAACUACUGUCUCUCUGACGUCCAGCAGCUGCUCAUGAGCCAGGGCGCGAGUGAUGAUCUCCGCAGCAUUUGCUCCGUCCACCUCUCCAAUGCCACCGAGGGGUCGUGCCCCGUUAGCACCGUUGAUGCGUUUGAGAGCGUCGUCGACUCAUCAAAGCUCCUCGAGGCCUGCCGGAAGGUCGAUCCUGUUAACGAGUGCUGCAGCCAGACAUGCCAGAGUGCUAUAAGUGAUGCUGCCCGCAAAAUCUCUUCCAAGGACGCUGCGUUGACAAGCGACACUGCCAGUCCCAAAGUUGACAGUUGCAGGAACGUUGUACUUAGAUGGUUAUCCAGCAGGCUUGAGCCAUCAUCCGCAACCAAAAUGCUCAGGCAGAUAUCAAACUGUAAUGUCAAUGGAGUUUGCCCACUAAGCUUCCCAGACACAAGUAAGGUUGCAAAGGAGUGUGGUGGUACAGUUAAAAACAUUACUGUAUGCUGCAAGGCGAUGGACAGUUACGUAUCUCACUUGCAAAAGCAAAGUUUCAUAACAAAUUUGCAAGCUUUGAAUUGUGCCUCAGUCCUUGGGGCAAAAUUACAAGAUAUGAAGGUCAGCACAAAUGUUUAUAGCUCAUGCCAAGUAACAUUGAAGGAUUUCUCACUUCAAGUUGGAUCUCAAGAAUCUGGAUGCCUUCUUCCAAGUAUGCCCUCUGAUGCAUCAUUUGACCCUUCUUCUGGGAUUAGUUUCACAUGUGAUCUGAAUGAUAACAUAGCUGCCCCAUGGUCGCCUUCUUUGCAAGCAUCGGCUUCGACAUGCAAUAAAUCGGCUGCUCCUGGACCUAUAAUCCCAGAGAGGCCUGCAGCAACAUCGGCGCAAAACGGUGUCAACCACAACAGACUGGAGCUUAGCCUAGCCGUCUGCUUUGGCGCCCUUGUGGCCACUAUUUUACUGCAAGUCUAG